Molecule: messenger RNA, 1920 nt
Organism: Pyricularia oryzae 70-15
Lineage: Eukaryota; Fungi; Ascomycota; Sordariomycetes; Magnaporthales; Pyriculariaceae
Exons: 1
Coding region: 1-1920 (639 amino acids)
Source: RefSeq, a predicted model, not a curated record
AUGCAGAGUAUAAGUACGUGGCCCCACGCUCGCGGCCCAGACGGAUGUUCCCAUAAGCCCACCGGCCCUGCGAGCAUGGGAAGCCCCAGCAGCAGCGGCUUGGUCAAUGGUAACGGCACCACCAACGGUCAUGCUCCUCGUGGCCCUUCUUCGUCUUCGCACGCCCGUUCCUUUGUCUCAACCAGAGGACCCCCAUCGGCUUCAGCCUCGGUGCACCACACCGCUGGCCUCGUCUUCCGUGGUCCACUUCCCAGACAGUAUCAGCAACAACAGCACUCGUCCGCCCUAACAUCCUCCGCGUCCGGGUUGCGACGGGCCACGCCUACUUCGUCGUCCCCAUUCUCCCUCUUCUUUGGAGCUGCAGCGACGAGGUCAUCGUCGACCUUGAAAGCAGAGGUCAAGCCAACACCGCUCGACGGCGGCACCGCCGCGCUUAGGGAACUCAAUACCAGUUACCCUUCUAACGUCUAUCGGCACCGACUUACAAAGUCUGCCGGCGCCCAGAGCACAACGUACUCACAGCCUGUCAUUGUGCGCACCUAUAGUGGCCCUAUCCAGAGGGAUUACUACCGCGGGUCGAGGAGCGGCAGCCGGCCGUACACGGUCCGCACGCCACUACCACCGCCGCCGCCACCCCAGACUAACGGAUCUGCUGUCCACACAACUGCCAACGGUAACGGCCACAGUGAAAGUACUGGGAACCGGAAUGGCGUAGUGGACGGCCUCUGGACUUCCAAACCACCUAACAUGCCGCGCCACCCACCACCACCGCCUCCCAGUAAGCGCCGCUUCCCUCUUGCCUUACCAUGGCAGUGGGGCGGAAGCAGCGACGAACAGGGUACGACAUCUCAGGCCGGCGGUAGCAACAGCGAGCCGCCCAAGUACCCUCCGCCCGAAGCCUUCACCAUGAAGGGCAUCAUACAAUCUCAACGUGCACAGCGACAUAACGAGUUGGAUAAGUCGCUGGACCAGAUUGCAGAGCUUUACGCUCGCAGCAGAUAUAGCUUGGCCAACCAGUACGAGGUUCAUGUAACGCCACAUGGGUCCGGUACCGACUUUGUUAGUGGUGCCAGUGCUCCAGGUAGGAGGGGAACAGGUGGUCCGCCUUCCAGCCGUGGUGGCGGUGGCAAUAGACGCCCGCAUCAGCUCGUUGGUCCGACGCUUCAGGCCAGCUGGUCUGGUGAUGAAGGGGAUGAGUCCUCUGCAGUUGGAGGUGGCAUAGCAUCGUCCUCUUCAUCAGCAGCUGUCCCGCCGAGGCCACAUAGGAAAAGAAGAAGCGGAGUUGCCGCCGGCAAGAGGAAGAGCGCCGCAUACGGUACGCUCGAGACAAUCAUGUCUAGCAGCCGCUCGAACUCAUCCGAAGAAAAAGAGAAGCAGAAGAAGAAAUCAGCCAAUGAGCUGACCGAGGAUGUGCGAGGUCGGGCAGAGCGGUCAGUUGGCCAUCGCCAUACGAAAUCGGAACCUGUGAAGGGUAGGGAAAGGGACGGCGCUGGAUCUACAGGAACAGCACAAACACGUUACACAGCCAAGGGCAGAAAAAGGGCCGAGCAAGAUGCCGGAGCUUCACAGCGCAACAGAGCAUCGACAUCCUUCGUGCACGCCAUUAUCACGGCUGACUCACCGCGCAACUCUGCUUCGGCGCUGGUAAGCGAGCCGGCUUUGCCACAGACUACCACCUACGCGGUCUCUGAUGCUACUGCUGCGCAUGAGGGCGCAGUAAUUACUGGCGAGAACCAGACGGAUGAGGCUUCCGCGACCGGCGGUUCGAUGGGAUCGCAUGGGUGGCUGCCAUGGCGUGGGCCUGCCACUUCAGAGUCGCAAGCUAGUCGGGCCAGAGAUGGCUUGCGGGACCUAUUGAAAGGUGCUUAUAGUGUUAACAGCCGGCCCGUCAAGGUUAAGGGGCCCAGCCGAGAAGGCUAA